This is a messenger RNA of Amblyraja radiata (thorny skate), 1699 nucleotides long. Its product is annotated as GRAM domain-containing protein 2A. Bases 425 to 1420 code for a protein of 331 amino acids. Gene Ontology annotation, molecular function: phosphatidylinositol-4,5-bisphosphate binding. The transcript is spliced from 12 exons. Gene Ontology annotation, cellular component: endoplasmic reticulum membrane; organelle membrane contact site. The record is from RefSeq and is a predicted model, not a curated record. NCBI's taxonomy places the organism in Eukaryota, Metazoa, Chordata, Chondrichthyes, Rajiformes, Rajidae. Gene Ontology annotation, biological process: regulation of store-operated calcium entry.
GCUAAAUCCAGCAUCAUAAACUCCCUGAUCAAUGCCGAAUGUAAUGGGCUUUGGUAUGGUGCUCUUUCUACAGGGAAUGGUCCUCGGGAUACUCUCUUGAAUCCCAUUUAGUUUGGUAUUCCCACUUCAACUCUCACAGUCUUUUAAAGAUAGUAAUUUCUCGUCAGACUGUCAGAUGUGGUGCGAAAAGUCACGCAAGAUUCUCCCUGGUGUGAGACGGAUGUAUAUAGUGCUCUGGGGUUUAUUCCUGUAGCUUUGUGGUUUGGUGUGGGAGGUGGUUUGAAUAUUUUCUCUUAACCACACCCUGCCAUGGUGCGCUGCUGAACUCGGAUCGGAUUUCCUUCCAUCUUUCUCCAGCUGCCACACCGGUUGGGCUGCGCUGCGCUGCGUGCGGAGGGGAAGGCCGGCGCUCUCGGAGGAUGGAAUGACUGCUCUUAGAAGUCGAGGCAAGAUGAGCAGCCACAGGCUGAAACCGCCAUUGGAAAUGGACCCUCUACAGAAUGACCGCAGCCCCUCCCCAAACCUGGACGCUAUUGAGACCUCCGUGGAAGAAGAUAGCUUCGAAUCACGUCCGCGUGGAAGAGAUGUGAAGUUAACUGACUCGCUGAACUCCGACGACUUCAAGAAGUUUCACCGUGGAUCCACAAUUAAAAAGUACAACUCUCAGUAUCACAAACUCUUCAAGGAUGUCCCUGAGCAGGAGACGUUGAGGAAAGUCUACUCCUGUGCUCUCCAGAAAGACAUCUUAAUCCAGGGUCGUCUCUACAUCUCCAGCAACUGGGUGUGCUUCCACGCUAACUUCUUCGGAAAAGACAUCAAGGUCAUGGCUUCAAUCACGUCAGUCGUGUUGGUCAAGAAGCAUCGGACAGGAGGGCUGCUUCCGAAUGGACUUGUGAUCAGGACAAGUGCAAAUGAGAAGUACAUCUUCGUCUCCUUCAUCUCGAGAGACAGUGUCUACGACGUGUUGAAGCAGGUCUGCUCACAUUUACAGGAUAACAGUAAGAAGAGCUUGAGUGUGGGCCUGAGUGUGGACACAUUGGAUUCCCUUCCCUCAGAAGGCUGUAGGUUACAUUUGGACUGGAAAAGAAAACUAUCUAACGGCUCCUCAUCCUCACAGCCCGAAACAGAACAGCAGUCCCUGUUGGGAAACUCCACCAGCAGCCUGAGUGCUCCAGAGAUAGAGAGCUCCAGUUGCAGCAGUCAGACCUUCAGAGAAAGACUGGUGAAGAAAGAAAAAAUACUUGAAUUAGAUUCAGUUGAAGGCAUCAGCAAAGUGGAAUAUCGAAUCCUCAGGAUAUUAAUUAUUAUAGUCAUUAUCCUUUUGGCAUCCUCCAUUUACAUGACGUUCCGAGUUUUCUCCCUGGAGCAGCAACUGGGACUCCUGGACGCAGCCUCUCAGUCACACACCCACAAAAGGUAAAGUAGGUUCCUGAGGCUUUGUUAAAGCUGUUGGCUCACAGUAGCUCAGCCAUGGACCAGGCAACACAGAGACUCCAAUACCUCUUGAACUCACUGGAUGGGACUGUAAUUGGAAGAAGCCAUCUACUGCCUGUAAAAGACUAAGACCAGCUAACUUCUCCAGCGCACUGUGAUAUUACCACAACACCAAGCUUUCGAUAAGUUGGAGCACUUCCACAAAACCCAAUAAGUAGCCUAAUUUUUAAUUUAUUUGUUGAAUAAAAUUCUACGGAUCUUUCAA